Psilocybe cubensis is the source of this 936-nucleotide messenger RNA. RefSeq lists its product as uncharacterized. The coding region runs from base 1 to 936 and encodes 311 amino acids. NCBI's taxonomy places the organism in Eukaryota, Fungi, Basidiomycota, Agaricomycetes, Agaricales, Agrocybaceae. The transcript is spliced from 4 exons. The record is from RefSeq and is a predicted model, not a curated record.
AUGGUUUCUUCAAGUGCAUCUACUCCCAAAGAGCUAUUUGUUCAGAGGCGCAAGGAAUUUGAAAGCAACCCCGAUUCAGCCAGCGAUAUCGAUGCAUACAAUCGGAGAGAUGAUACCCAUAACUAUACGGUGAUAAAGGGUUUCAUUCCUCCGCCUCUGGUCGGAAAGCCAGCACCCGGCGGUAAAACUGUGUGGCGCAAGAGCGACACGUUCUUUACAGAUUUCAAGUUGAACCACCCUGCGCAAGUACUCUCCGAGACUGACACACUGUAUGUCAUUGGAAAUACUGCAAGCCACGACACCAGGCAAUACCUUGCGAAAUGGGAUCCCGAUGGCAAGGACAAAACGCCUUCCGCUGGCAUGGCCUAUGUCCAUCUGUUGGUGAUACCGAAGAAACGAAUCUAUAACAUUGUUGCCAUGAAGGAGACUGGUUUUAUAGACGAGAUGACGAGCCACUUCAAGUCCUUUUGGCAAUCAGCGGAGGCUAUCGAUAAGACUACAGUUUGGCUGGAAACUGCAGUAAAGAACCGUGCUGCUGCUGCCCGAAAGAGUGUCGAGUCGCACUCACCGGAGCUUCUCGAGGAAUUUGACAACACCAUGCAGGAGGUUCGUAAGUCGGCCAAGCAGUUGAACGAAAUUCUUAGAGCUAGAACGCAAUCGGUUGACGAGCUCUUCAAUUUCUAUUUCCACCCUGCACCCGAUGCGAGCAUUGCCCAUCUGCAUAUGCAUUGUGUUCUAAAGGACAAAGUAUUCCGAGAAUUUAGCACAUAUGCUCAUGACUGGAAGUCUGUCCCCGUCCACGACGUGAAAGAGGUCAUCAAUAGCCCCAGAAGGUGCGAUGAGACUUCCACGACGCUUUUAUGGAGUUGGAUACUGAGAAAAUAUCAGGAGUUAACCAAAUACGUCGGGAUGAAAGGAGCUCAGAACUCCAAGUAA